CAUCCCCCGACUCCCCUGUCUCCCUCUGCUUCCCACUGUUAAACCCGACCGUCUUCUGCUUCUGCCCUCCUCUGAUCGCUUUCCUCCCUGUCGGCAAUCCCUUGAUCUGUAACGCAACUCUUCGACCUCUCCAGCCGCUGUGGUAUUGCCCGGCUGAGUGCAAAAAGCCUUGGUUGUAAAGGUGCUGAAAUGGAAGACCCACAAGGUACAGAGAGUGUCUUGGCAGAUAAAUUGCCUGAAAAUGUUCCAGAAAAGAAAGAGGAGACUCGGGAUGAUAUGCUUUCGAGGCACAGAAAGGAGAUACAGCAGCUGCAGAACAAGGAAAUUGAGCUGAAGAAGGCUGCUGCAAAAGGUAGCAAAGCUGAACAGAAAGCAAAGAAGAAGCAGGUGGAAGAAGAGGUUUCCAAACUCUCUACUGAGCUCAAAGAGCAACAUGCAAAGGAACUCGCAGAGUUGGGAUAUGCUGAUAGCAAUGGAGCAGCAAAGGGCAAUCUCGACAAUCUUGUGAAGGCCAUAGCAGGAGUCUCUGUCUCCGCCCAGCCUGACAGCUCGAAGCCCAGCAAGAGCGUCAAGAGGCGCGAGAAGAGAGCCCAGCAGGAGGCUGCAAGAGAGCAGAGGAUACAGGAGGAGCAACAGAGCAUAGUGAAUGAUCGGGUAAUCGAGAACGAGAAGUUGGAGAAGAAGCUGGGACUGCUGGGCCUGACCGUGAAUGAGAUAAAGCCUGACGGCCACUGCCUCUACCGGGCUGUCGAGGACCAGCUGGCCCGACUCUCCGGUGGGCCUCCUCUCUACACAUACCUAGAGCUCCGGGAACUGGUGUCUUCCUACAUGAGGGAACACGCCACCGAUUUCAUCCCAUUCUUCCUGUCAGAGACUGACAUAGAAGGAGACUCCGUAACAGACAGGUUUGAAACUUACUGCAAGGAAGUGGAAUCAACUGCCGCUUGGGGAGGACAGCUCGAGCUCCAGGCGAUGAGCCACUUCCUCAAGAGGCAUAUCAUGAUCUACUCGGGUUCAUUUCCUGACGUAGAGAUGGGCAAGGAGUACAAGAAGUCCAAUGAUGAGAUGCACCCAUUGGAUUCGAGCAUCAAGUUGUCUUACCACAAGCAUGCAUAUGGACUCGGGGAACAUUACAAUUCAGUCAUCCCGACUUGAAGAGAUCAGUGUGUCUUCAAGUCCUUUUUGACAGAGCUACGGGAAAUUGCCCAAAGUCCUUCGACAUCCCGAGUUUACGAUAGAUUACAGAAAGACUGGUAUGGUCCCAUAAAGACACAGCCACAUUUUGGGAUUAAAUUGAGAUUCCACAAACUAUACGGAUAUGAUGGAGAGAUGAUGUAUUCCAAGUUUUGUUGAUAUUUUCCCCUUCCCGUCUAUGGGGAAAUUUAGCUGAUUAUAUUGGAACGUAUGAACACUCGAAAUUGGUUGAUUUUCUCCAAACUAAAUAAGGAUUUAAGGUGUAACUGGAUUUUUGGUGGGAGAAAAAUUUCUUUCA
Messenger RNA from Punica granatum (pomegranate), 1492 nucleotides. The record is from RefSeq and is a predicted model, not a curated record. NCBI's taxonomy places the organism in Eukaryota, Viridiplantae, Streptophyta, Magnoliopsida, Myrtales, Lythraceae.